Molecule: messenger RNA, 1706 nt
Organism: Carassius carassius (crucian carp)
Lineage: Eukaryota; Metazoa; Chordata; Actinopteri; Cypriniformes; Cyprinidae
Product: UPF0461 protein C5orf24 homolog
Exons: 3
Coding region: 258-1055 (265 amino acids)
Source: RefSeq, a predicted model, not a curated record
UCAGUGCGCAUGCGCGUUAUCCUUAGCUUUCUUAAUAUUUAAUAUCAAUGGCUGACGCUGAUUUCUAAAGCGUCUCCUAAAAUUACGAAGAAAGCUUUGACACGUUUUCCAAAUAUCGAGGUUAACGUCAAUCGCUUCUGUUUUAUUCGAUGAGCUUUUAUCAUAAUCGGCCAGAAUUCAUCCUUAACACCAAAAUGGGACAAAAAUGUCACAUUUAACCCUUUCCGCUCCAGCGUCGACAUUAACGCGAGCAGAAGAUGAUGCGUCAGGUGUCCAGCAGUGAUUACUGCGUCGACAGCAGACCGUCGUGUUUAGCCGAGGACGGGAGACUCUCGCCGAGUCACUUUGAUCUGUGCCCCACCAAGUUCUAUCAGUCUGCUCCUCCUCAGCGCUCGCGACAGAUGUGCUUCACUUACCUGCCAUCUCCGGCCCCCGCCGUCCUCAAACCCACACCGUGCCAGAGACAGGACCGCCGCGAGGAGCCGCCGAUGUCCCUGGGGCCCGACUCCACUCAGGGUAAUGAGAAGAGUAGGGGCUCCAAAAAAAAGGGGGCGUCCGGGAAGUCUGGGAAACGCGGGCGUCCACCGGGCACCACCAAAUCAGCCGGAUACAGAACCAGCACAGGCAGACCCUUGGGCACCACCAGGGCCGCCGGCUUCAAGACCAGUCCUGGACGGCCGCUGGGCACCACCAGAGCUGCUGGGUAUAAAGUGAGUCCCGGUCGCCCGCCAGGGAGCAUAAAGAGCCAGUCACGCCCGAGCAAACUGAGCUACAGCGCCUGCAGCGGAGCCGCGUUUCCCUACAGCAUCAUACACAAACCUGGAGCCGGUGACGCCGCGCUGAAGGAGGAGACCACCACAGAAACCCAAAAAAUGCUGUUACAAGCCCCACAGUUCCUCCUCAGCACGUUCCCCGUACGAAACCAAAAAACCCCUCCGCAGGUCAGCGCCACGCCAUCGGAGCCCUUUCCCCCCGCGGCUGUGUGUCCAGACGGCGGUCAGUCGAGAAACACUCUGCCCGUACCCAUCCACAGCGCUCUGCCAACAUACUCCUGAACACGUCUGAGACACCUGAUCUCUGUCACACACAUGACCUCUGUCACACACACCGGUUGGUCAUCUCUCACUGAGGUAGUGUUCUUCAGCUGUAAAUAGGUCUCUGGCGUCUGUGGUCACUCUGGAUGUCCACUGCAUGUCAUGUUGCUUGUUAUUGAGCUCGUUUCUUAAGAGUCACACGAUAAUAAAGAUGACUUCACAACAGUUUCACUGAAGAGUGUUUCUCCAUUCCAGCACUGCAGCAGCUUUCUGUAGUGUGUGUGUGUGUGUGUGUGUGUGCGCGGGGGGGUCACACACACACAUACACACACACACACACACACUCUGUAAUCACACACAUCACUCACCACACGUCUUGUAAUAGUUCCUUCUGUAUUGUGUUGAUUCUUCUGACUCUGAUGAUUGUUGUUGGUGUGGGAAUGCUGUGAUGUAGAAGUCUUCUUAUGGUUUAAUAUCACAUUGAUUGAGAUGUGUAGUGUGUAGUCUUUAGCAGUGUGUGGCAUUAAGAGAAGCUUUAUGUUCAAUAUUUGUUACAUUCAUAUAAUCAGUGAUGUUGGCUCUUAUUUUCCUUCAUUGAUUUACUUUGUAAUACAGUUACAAUAUGAAUAUAUACAUGUCUGUGUAUGUUUUAUUAAAAUGUAAUUACAUCAA